Messenger RNA from Zonotrichia albicollis (white-throated sparrow), 16974 nucleotides. RefSeq names its product KIAA1958 ortholog. The record is from RefSeq and is a predicted model, not a curated record. Lineage: Eukaryota; Metazoa; Chordata; Aves; Passeriformes; Passerellidae.
CCGGGGCCGGGGCCGCUCCGCCGCCGGGACCUGCCGCUCUGCCCAGGGGCUGGGGCACAGCGCGGGUGCCAGGCUCGGGCUGCGAGCUCACCUGAGACUGGAGAAAGGCCUACGCGGGAUGAAGAGUGGAUCUGGAAGGCUUUCCCCACUCAGCCCAAAUGACCAAUGCACAGCUUGACUGCGUUGGUCAUUUGGCAUACCCCAGCUGUAAGCCUCAUGCCUGCGGUGUUCUCCAUGGAAGUGAGCCGUAGUGACUGUGUGUAGAGAGCUGCCUUUCACCUACCUUCACAGGCACCUGCAGGAGAAACACCUGGGCAUCACGGUUCAGCCAUCUUCCCCUUGAGUGUUUGUUUUGUUCCCUGGUUUGUUUUUUUUUUCUCUCUCCAGAAUGUAAUAGGGGAACUGAAGUGAUGGGGCUUUUUGCUGUAUCAGGAGGGUCAGUUUGGAAGGCUUUUUUAAACAUGAGGGGCAGAAGGCAUUUGAACAGGCACUGCAGGAGGUGGAAGGCUCGAGCGCUGAGUUUCAGCUCACCCUGCCUCACUUCAGGAGCUGAGCAGGGGAGCACGGGUUUGCCAUGGGCUGAGCACCCUUGCGUCUGUGCUUGCAUCCUGUGCUCUGCUCUCUACACUGCAGAAACCCCGUGGUCCUGGGGGGCAGGGGGAGGACACCCCUCUGCUCUCUCAAGUGCCCUUCCCUCCGAUGGUGCAGCAUGCACCCGGAGCUGGCUCCUGACCCCGCAGCUACUCGCAGGAGAACGUGGAGCGCCCUUUCCUUUCAGAACGACUCCUUUAAUGCCGGUGUCGGCCGUGGGCUUUUGCAAGGCUGCCGUGCCGCGCUCCCGCCCCGGCUGUGCCCGCCGUCCCUGCGCUCACGGCUCUGCCGCUGCCUCCCUGCGCCGGCUGCGCCUCCGUGCGGGGCCCCGGCGGGGCUGAGCCGGCUGCAGCCCGGGAGGGCCGGGGAAAUGCGGCCGUGCGGCAGGAGGUGGCGAGCAAGGUGCUAGUGAGCACCGUCAGCUGGGCCCUGAGUGUCCUGGCGACAGUGAGGUGGUCUUUCAGGCUCACAAUCGCUCUGAAAACACCGUCACGUGUGCAGAAAUGUUUUGGUUUUUUUUUUUUUAGAAAAGCUUUGCUUUUGCUCUUUCAGCAUUGGUUUAUGUCAAGUUGAAGGGCAACUAAGAAUGCUGAACUGCUUUUAUAGGAGUUUCAAAAUAAGGCCAGAGCAGAGGAGGCAACCUUGGAAGUGUUCCUUUCUGGUGGAAAUACUCCUUGACCGGUCACGCCAGGACUGUUCUGCCAGGGACAGAUGGUGUUAGUUCCUUGGGCUCCUAGUGUUGGUUAUUGUGUAGAGACUCACAGAACAGAUCUAAGUAUUUUUGAUACUGAGGAUACCUAAGAGACUUUCAACAGCAUAUUAAGGGGUUCUUCCGCUUGAUUGGCUUUGUAAAUUGCUAAAGCUUUCCUUUAUUGGAAAAGCUUUCCUUUAGUGUUAAAUGUGCAUGUUCACUGGGAUAAAGUAAAAUGCUGUUCAAGUUGAUGUGUUUAAACAGAAUUCUCUGUAUUUUACGUAGAAUUCUCUAGAUCUUUAGGCUCUGAGUCUUGAAAUGGAAUUCCCUGUCCCUUCCUUUGAUCCCUGAUCCAGAUGGAAGUUGAUGGUAUCAUUCUCUCCUUUAACCCCUCUUUUAAAUGCAAAAUGAUGUUAUCAAGUGGGUUAAGCAGAUGUUGCUCAAUGUUUAUGGAAAGCUUUUGUAUUUUAUGACUUGCCUGGCAAUUGUCUGAGAAGAUGACAUCUUCUUGGACACUCAACCUUAAGUUCUGCACGUCCCAAACUGAACUUUGCUUGGGACUGAGUAGGGGACAUCUCCCCAAAUGACCAGCAGGGACCACUAGAGACCCCGAGGAGGCCUACGCAAGUGCAGCGACACUGCAUAGGGUUGCACAAGUUAAGCAAUUAUGCAAUAGGCAGGGGUAACUGUGUAUUAGAUAGGCAGGUUUAUGUAGAUUUCAGUGUGUGAAUUCUCUCACAUUUUAAUCCUUGAUUGGCUUGAUCUGUGGAAAAUCUCUGCUUUGCAUCUCGGGCAGAAUAAACAAUGUCUCCUUUCUAAACCCUUUGUCCAUCUUUAGAGAGUUCUGAAAGUUGGCAAUAGAAGCAGUAAAUGAUUUACAGUUUAGAAGCCUUUGCAGAAGAAUUAAUUUAUUGGAGGUGCUGCCCAAGCAUUCAGAGAGGAGAAGAAAUUAAGCAGAUCCCAGCAGGAAGGAGCAGAUGCGGCCAAGGCAAAGACAGAAUCUGCUGCAGCCAUGCCAUCUGGUCCUGUUGCAGAGACGUUCCGAGUUAUUCAAGGGGCAGUGACUGAGGAGUACGUGAGAAGUACUCAGGGUGUCUUUCAGUUUGAGCUCUCUGGCGAUGGUGGAGGCACUUGGUAUAUUGACCUGAAGACCAAGGGUGGGAGCGCUGGCUUCGGAAAGGCUCCCGUGACAGCUGACGUGGUCAUGAGCAUGUCGAGUGCCGACUUUGUGAAGAUGUCCGCAGAUUUGGAGGCCCAUAAAAAUGAAAUGACUAAAAAUCUUGUGACUGUUUUGCUACUGUGAGUAACUGGAGAGAAAGUUACAGGUUUUUUGGGUGAUGAUGAAUGGAGAGAACGGCUCCAGGACGUGCAUAAGAGGGACACGAUCUGCAGGUUGCUGACACUGGUGAGCAGGACUGAUGGCUCGUCGUACUGCAAAGAUGUUGAGGUAGAGGAAGCUUCAGUGAAGAACCAGCUGUCUGCCUGCAUGUUGGAAGGUUGUCUGCUGCUUCCCUCACAAUGUUACAGAGGAGGAAGAGGCACUGUAGGACACCACAAGGUUUGGCCGGACCCUGAGCUCUUCUAGGACUUUCUGGGACCUUACAGAUACUACUCCCUCCAUGUUCCAGGUGAGAAGUAAAUAUGAGCUUGGCAACACACGACCAUCAGUGCCAAGACCCUGUGAUCUGAACUGUGUCUUCAGCUGACUUCCUAGCGGCCAGGCGCUGUUGAUCCUGUACCAUGGAGGACUGCCUUCACACCUCCUCUGAAAACCUCUCCAAGCUGGUGAGCUGGGCCCACAGCCAUGGGACCAUCUGCAGCCUCAUCCCCAACCUCAAGCACCUGCUUUCCGAGGGGGCCAAUGGCAACCUGACAGCCAUGUGGGGCUGUAGUGCUGGCCAUGCCUACCACUGGCCCCUGGCUGCCACUUGCCGGGCCGGUUCCCAGGAGCGUGUCUGCUUCCAAGACAGCCGCAGCUUCAACUCAGACAGCCCCAGCAUGCUGGGGGUGCCAUCAGAGGCUCAGGCCAGCCCCCUGGAGCGCUACCCAGGCCGGCCGGGGAAAGCCAAGCUGGAUUGUACCCGCACUCGUGACUCCUGUGACUUCUCCUACUGCAGUGAGCCGUCAGACCUGGGCGAGCCUGUGGAGGAGGACGAGGAUGAGGCCACCCUCUUUGACAUGGUCUGUGAGUCCUCUGUCACCGAUGAGGACAGUGACUUUGAGCCACACCCACACCGUGCCCCCACCGGCCCCCGCAAGCGACCGGCAGCUGCGGCCCAGCCCCAGGCCCAGGCCGCCGAUGAGGGCAGCGGUGACGUGCUCCUCAAGAAGAUCAAGCAGGAGCUCCCUGAGGACUACUAUAUAGUGGCCAACGCGGAGCUGACGGCCGGUGCCGAUGGGCCGGCCCUGGCCCUGAUGCAGAUGUCCAAGCCCAAGCUGCAGCCCCCGGCAGGGCCCUCCUGCGUGGCACCCACCAGAACCGUGCCCCAGCCAGCCACAGGCCCCGAGCCCGACCCGCCGCGCCCUUGCGCCUCCCCUCCUGGCCCGCCCCGCAUGGCCGCGCAGAGGCCACCCCGGGGACCUCUCGCCUCCCCGGCAUGGGGGGCGAGCAGCGGCCCUGUGGCUGCCUUGCAGGUGCCAGCCAGCAGCUCUAAUGCCAUCACCACCGCUGGGAAACCCAUCAGCAUCCCCCUCUCAGCCCUACAGCUGCCUGGUCAGGAGGAGCCACCGGCAGCUGCUGAGGAGACCCUGCCGUCCACCCCACAGCUGGCCCCGGGUGGUGAGCUGGCCGGCUCGCCCUCGGUGGGUGCCGACCCUGAGGUCAGCUCCAGCCAGCAGCAGCCCCAGGCAGCUCCAACCAUCACCCCCGAGGCAGCAGUGCAGCUGAUGCCAGACCAGGAUGAGAGAGCAGCAGAGCUCAGCAGGGAGCAGAAUGAGAAGACCAUUCGAAGCACACAGACUGCUCUCCGCAAUUUCCGAGAAUUCCUCAUUUCCAAGUACCCCUCUGAGACCCGUGAGAUCUAUGUCAUCCCCUGCAAAGAGCUUGAUGCCUAUCUUGCAUCCUUCUUUGUGGAUGCCAGACAAAAGGAUGGGUCUGAAUAUGAGCCAAACAGUCUGGCCAACUAUCAGUGUGGACUGGAGCGGUAUCUCAAAGAGCACAGGUAUGGAUACAGUAUUACAAGGGAUAAGGAGUUCAAGAGGUCCCAGGAAGCUCUAAAGCAAAAGCAGAUAGAGCUGAGGUGUAAAGGCAAAGGAAACAAGCCACACAAAUCCAUGAAGCUUACCUUUGCUGAUGAGCUUAUCCUGCGCAAAAGAGGCUUAUUGAGCAGGUACAAUCCUGAAGGGCUUCUGAACCUAGUGUGGCUGAACAACACUAAGGCAUUUGGACACUGCACAGGUUUCCACGGGUCCACCCUCAAGUGGGGAGACAUCCGGUUGCGAGUGACAGAGACUGGGUUGGAGUACCUGGAGUGGAUGGGGCCAGACAACGGGGAUGCGAGUGCCAAGAGCAAGAGAGGCGGGACGGACUCGCGAGUGUACGCCACCCAGCACUCCCCGCAGACCUGCCCCGUGCAGGACUACAAGGAGUACGCCCAGCGCCGCCCUCCGGCCAUGCGCUACGAGGAUGCGCCUUUUUACCUGUCCAUCAAACCCGUUGUCAACUUGGCUGCACUUCACUGGUACAACUGCCAAGCCCUGGGGAAAAACAAGCUUGCCAAGAUGGUGAAGACAAUGUGUGAGAAAGGGAACAUCCCUGGCCGCAAGACCAACUUCAGUGUCUACCAGAGCUGCAGCACCCUCUCAGAAGCUCAGAGCAACCAGCUGGUGCUGAUCUGCAAUAACUUGAGCCAGCAAGCUGCCCAGUCCAUGGCAAGUCACUCUAAUACUGGCAACUUCAUAGUGUCAGCAUCCUAUGACUCGUCAUCUGACACUGCUUGAAAGAACACCAAACACUUUUCUCUUUACCUUUUUGUUUCAGGCAUUGAAUUUGUGCUCAAUAAUACACAUCAGCUGUGAUUGUACACUAUUCCCCCUCUCAGCCCUCUCUCCAGUGUUAAUUAACUUUAUAAGAAUAUAUAAACAUAUAAUAUAUUUUUCUUUCUACAAAUAAGUCAACAGAAAUAGUUUAGUAUUACUAACAGUAUUUAUAGUGCUAAUGCAAAAAUGAAAGGUACUUAUGGGUUAUAAUACAAAUGCAGAUUUUAAAAGGAUAGAAAUGGUUCUCAGGCAACACAAGAUAGACUGAAAAUACCAUUUUUAACAUGCACACAUUAAUGAGUGUAAAUCCCCAGGGAGGCUUACAUAGUGAUUCUGUUCUAAAGCAUUUUUUCAACUUAGUAUUGUAACAUGACCUCCCACAGUGGAGGAGACAAACUUAACAUUGGCUGCUGCUUCUUACCUGCUAGUUUAUUCUUGAUCAGCAAGACCAAGAAAUAAGAAAUGCAUCAAUGUAAGUUCACAAAACCAUUUACAGCAUUUUUGUCUGUUUUUAUUAUGUUUCCUGAGGCUCAUUUACACUACAAAAAUCCUGAAGUCAGCUAAAUGCCAUUUUAAACUUUUGGGUAUGUCGAUUUUCUAGGAUCAAAAUGUUGCUGGUGUUUAGGCUAAAAAGUACUCUUUUCAACAAUAUGCAAAAGUAUAAUGGGAAAACCAUUGUCACACAUAAUUUCACCUCUUUAACUAUAGGUUGUUAGUAUUUUAUCAAUGUGUGUAUGUAAUGUAAAAUCUGUUGACAUAGAGCACUCUUUCAGUAUUCUGGGAAAACAAACAGUACAGAAAAAUCUGCAGUCUUAUCCCAGCUGUACAGAAAAAUGACAUCAACUAUGUCUUAAGCCAUCAUUUGAAAUCCACAAAACAAUAGAGAGUGUAAUGAUAUUUCUACAGAAAUUUUUAAAGAAAUUCUACAGAGAGGUAAAAAGCUGGAUAGUUUUAAGUGCUGGAAUACCAGUUUAACUUAGCUAUACAUCAUCUGUUUCCAUUGCAGACAAUGGAAAAUGCGUGAAUCUGAAGGUAGAAUUUGGACCUUAAAGCCUUGAAAUAACAACUUCUACUGUUCUCCUUUUUAAUGUAGUUGUUCUACUACAAGUAUGGGAAAAACACUAUCAAAUUCACUAUUUCAGUGAACAAUUAUAAUUCUUGACACUUAAAAUUAGGAACAAUACUUUUCAAGUAAAUAAACUUAGUGUAAGUUCCUCAAGGACAUGCUAGGGCUGUGGUGAGGCUUUAGAAAAGUCUGCUGGGGUAAUUGAGUUCCUGCUGAAGUCAAUGAAAGACAACCUUGGCUGACUUCUGCUGGGUAUUAUUCUGGCUGGACCAAACAGCCUUUGGAGAGGCUUUCUUGUUUAGCAAUUUUUAAUAGUUUAGUUUCUUUAUGCUCGUUUGUCUGUAUUUGUUCACAUUCCUGUAUAUCCUUCAAAUUCUUUAGAUCUGCAACUGUGCAAUGACUUUAAUCAUCACUAAUUCCAAAGAAGAGGUAAAAGAAAGGUAGCAAAUAGAAAUAGAAGUAACUCACCUAGCACCUAUAAACUUUUUUUCUGUGUUCCUAGGAUGACAUGUUCCUGUGUGAGAAGGAGGUGGCAGAGUGUCUGCACCUCACUUAAGCCUUACUGAAGGUAUGUUUUGGGGAUGAAAUAGGUAGCAGAUGUGGCACUGAAAAGCCUAAGGGCAGAGAUUUCUACUAUAAUAAAUACCUGUCCUCCCAGGAAGCUUUAUGCAGGGGACACAACCUGGCUGUGAUCUCUUUUUUUUUCCACAUGUAGCAAGCCUGGUAAAAGGUCUGGUUUCCUGUGUCUGACACUCCAUGGUAGUGUAGCCACCAGUUCUACAGUCUUCCAUUUACCAUCCGCUGUCUCUCAGGGUAGGCAGUGGAUUGGUGGGUACAAGCAGUUGUUCAUAUUAUAGAGACCUCCUUUUGUAACUUGGCUUUGGGACAUGAGGCCAAAGUAUAACUCUGCUGAAGUGAUUGCAAGCUGUGUCUGUGACAUUCAGUGCCAUGGCAUAUCUGACUUGUUGGUGGAGGAGACAGAAGCACAGAGAGAUUUCAGGUGAAGGCAGAAAGACAGCUGCCCAAUUUCUAGAUGAGGCCAGAUAUCUGAUUGCUGUUUGUACUGCCUUGCCUUUUCACAGCAGUGCUUUUAGUAUGAUACAGUGAAAAGCAGUUUUGCAAGACCACUCUUGCUCUGGGAUUACUUUUAGUAAAUCCAUGCUGACUAUCCUGAAGAAGUUAAUGGACAGAAUAGUAAUAUGAACAGAAUAUGAUACCCAUGUAAUAUAGUACAAAAAUAAACUUACUAGUUUUGAAGGGCAUUUAAUAUAACCUAUUAUUUAGUCUUAUUUGUGCACAGUUAAAGGAAUUGAGUGACAACAGUUAGUCUAAUUGCCAUUUGUAUUAAGACUGUGAAAGGUUAUUAACUGUCUGGGAGAGGGACUUUGGGUUUAAGUUACUCUCAUGAUUUUGUCUAAUACUGGUAGGAGAGUACAUGUAGAUCUUGUUAUUUUAGGUGAGAGAGGACAACUCAGUGAUUUGCAAUUUUGACUGAGGGUUUCAUGCCUGCUUUGGCAGCAAGUUGCAAGCUCAUAGCAAUGGUGUGCACCCUCCCUGGUGCUAAGAUACAGCAGUGUAGCCACGGACUAAUGCUGCCGAGUCUUAACAUCCUGUCCCUCUGGCUGAACGAAGAACUGUGGUCUCCAGCCUUGGCUUUUGUUACUGAGCACCUCUUACCAUGAACUCAAGGGCAGCUGGCAAAACACUGUCCUGCUCCUGUCCAGCACAGUCUGUAUGAUGGUGAUUGGGUGCAGUGGUUACAGUGAGGUACUGCAGGUGGGUGGCUGCACUCCUGACUACAUCAUACUCCGAUGUAAAAGCUGAGCUUCUGUGGAAGCAGUGAGGCUGUGAUUUCCUUAAGAUGAGGUUAGCUGGCUCCAAAAUGGGGCUUGCUUUUCUCCAUUCUUUUUCCUCCUUUUCCUUCAUUUUUUUAAGGACUCACCUUUCUUCAACUUGAUGUUAGACCUUGUCAGUGAGUGAUUUCAACUCAGCUCCCCAGCAGAAAAGACAGCAAAAAAAGGUACAUUCUGCCAAUGUACUGAGCUGAAUCUCCUAUAAAAACUGAGGUGCAGACCCCAUCAGGGAGACAGAGGAUGGUGUUCGUCUACCAGCAUCACAGAGUCAUUAGCCUGGCUGAGCUACUGCAUCCCAUUAGAAACAUAUCAAAAGGAUAAUGCAGAUUCAGACCCUGCUGAAUCAUUUGUAGAUGUAUUAGAUGCCUUCAGAAUUAUCUACUGGCUUUUGGGAGAUUUGCUCAGUGCUACCAAGAGCAAAAUUUGGCCUUGAACUUAAGAGGCUGAGUGCCAAAGCACAGGCCUACACAGUGCAAAGGGGUCUGCACUAAUGUUAGUGCUGACUUUCCCACAUGGCCUUCUCAGGACACCACAAUAAGAGUCAAACAUGGGGAUUAUAUGUGGAUGUCACUGGACUAAUCUGGAUGCAGUAGUGCACAAUACAUGCAUUUGGAUCUGUCCGCAUGAUUGCACAUGUAGAUGGGCAGAGCUGUGGACACUUUGGACGGUGUAAGCUCUGGUUUUUUAGUCAUCCAUGCAUGUAUUUAUGGUGGUGUGGUUUUGCACAAUGUUGCAUCUUUGUGCAGUUAGUUGAAACUGAAGUCUGUGCUGCCUGGGUGUCACAAACUGCCUGUUUUAUUUUCAAAAAUGUAUUUAUGCAACAAAAUGUAUUUUUAAGUGCAGGAGAAUGAAAUACUGUCAUGAACUACAUUGUAAACUAAAUUCCAAGGGAUAUCUAAAAUAACAGCAUAUACCUUGUUCACUUGCAUAAUGCAAUAAUUCUAUAAUAGCAGCAUCAGGGCUACUGACAUAGAGGAUAAUCUAACAAUGGAAUCUGUGUCCCUGUUGCACGUUCUCCUUUAUGAAGAGUAUCAACACUUUCAAGCUCUUUUUAGAAGUGACUAUGUCUGAUACUCAGUCUCUACAAUAUUGUUACCCUCUUUGAAAGCUGUGUAGAGAGUGACACACAAGCAAUGUUGUACUGUUAAGUGUCCAUGUCUUAGAUGUUUGUGACCAAAUCUUGUUCUGCUGUUUGUGCAAGUGAUGUGGGGUGGUAAGAUGGGGAUCAGAAGGAGCAGGUGCUGUGUCACUCUAGAGCCCAGGCUGCCCUAAGGACCAAGACAGCCUUAAGGAAAAUGAGAUUCCUGUUGCACUAGGUUUCUUCCUGUUCAGCUCAUAUUUUACCGUUUCUUGUCAUCAUGUCUGUGUACCUCCCAUAAGUGAAUUGACUGACCUGACUAGCACGUGUGGUGCAUGGGCUGAUCAUUCCAUCUUGCAGUUAGCUGGAAAUGAUUGUGAUUGACUGGUCUUCCCCAACCCCAACAGCUCCACUCCUCUCACCUUUCUGAUCCUCAAAUAUUCCUCCUUCCUGGUGUCUGCACUGUGGGGCAGGGGGACCGCUGUGUACAGGGCUGCUCUUGGCUGGGAGCUCUGCCCAUCAAGUGACCUUGUGCUUUGGGGAUAACGUGCUCAGGGCAGCCCACCUCGCAUGGGAUAUGUGGAGUUGUGGGAUACUGUGUGGGAGCACUCUGGAGGCUCGCAUCUCGCAUGUGAGGGAAGCACUCUCCUUCCCUCUUCUGCUUUUUGUGAGAGGCUUUCAAGUCAUGAAAUGACUUGACAUGACUCCUCCUAUGUGGAGGACCAGGCUCAUGUCUGUGUGUUGUGUAGCCCUCCGCUGACAUAAUGGACUGGCAAAUAGCACUGAGAUGACUGGUCCUCAACAGUAUGCAACUUUUGGGCUCCCUCUGUCAUGGAGAGGAAUUCAGCUCAUGGUGCAAACAACAGGACAUUGGGACACAUCCGGCUCCCCAAAUUUCCAGAGGCAGCAUGAACGUGUGUUAAAAAAGAGAAUCUGCAGGAUGCAGAUUUGUCAUUGUAUUUGCCUGAAAUGAACCAAUUCAUCCCUCUGGGUUAGUGCAGAGAAAGACUUCUCACUAUGAAACAUGGCAGGAAAUGGAUCUACUCUUUAAUGAGGGUUCUUUGCUAAAUGUCACCAUGGAGAGAUGGCUUCUUUGCUCUCCUUGUUUUUAAGAGGUAGGAUGUAUUUUCUCUUAUUUCUCUGCUUUCCUGCAUGUGCUGAAUGUGCACUCAGUGCUGAGGAACAGUGGAGAGAGGAGACCAUCCAUUGUAAAGUAUGGCUGUAUUCCUAGCCAGAAACUUGGUAAUGCACUUUCUGGUGAUGGACCCCAUGUGCUGAGCCAUGUCUUGGUGGUUGUGGACACCAUAAUAGCUGGUGUUUUCCAGCUGUGUGUUUGCUCUGUGCAGAGCCAACAUGAAGGUCGCAGCACGAUUCUCCGAAAACAGAGAGCCCAAGGGCAGCUUUUCAAGGACAUCCCUAUCAGCUGGGCAUCUGCAAGCAAAGGGAGAAGGCCUUAAGUACAAUUAAAUGAUGAUAUUUUCCAAAGAACAGCAUGCGAAAAACACAUGAGGCUGUGCUUGAUCUCUUCAAGGGUUUUGGAAGGCUAAGAGCCCCCAGGGACAUCAAUGCUCCACCUCUUUCACAGGAGCAUAACCACAGCCGGUGGAGGAAUGGCCCUUCCGAGGACACAUCCACGUUCUCUGAGCCCCGGUGAGUUGCAUGGUUGCACUGCUUCCAGCUGCACUCCUGCAAACCAGGUUCCAGCCUGUUCCUCCCCGCUGCACUGUGGCUGAUGCCUGCGAAGGUCUGCUGCCAUUGUUCUCCAGCACCUUGACUCUUCCUGGAAGCAGCAGAGAGGCAUUUACAGUGACAAAAUCCUGCAAAGCUGUGAAGCCCCACUGCCCAGAGACACCUCUGAGUUUGUGGAAAAGUUUGACGCUAUCCUCCCAAGUGGAACGUAUUUGAAGCAGUGGUGAUAUCUAAAGCUUUAAUUCCUAAACAGAUGUGGGAAAAUAUGAGUUUGCCACAAAAUUUUCUUGUUACAUGAACAGAUGGAUUUCUGUCUCAAGAAAUUAAUUUAUUUCUUCUGUAUUCUCACUCAAUUGGUUAAUGGUAGUGCAUCUGGUAAUGCAUACUAAAUUCAAUUUAUUUUAUUAUACAAAUGCCACUAUAUGAGUUGUUUGUGCAUUAAAGGAUGGACUUAACUGUUUCAAAGACACUAGGAUGGUUUUGUCUAAUCUUUUGUUCUUGUGCUCAAUAUUCAUUAGACAGCACUUAUCACUAUCUGAAAAGACAGUACCAUUUCAGAUUUCAAUCUGAUCUUUUGUAAUUAAAAGAGGUUUCUUUCACAGCAUUUAAGGCACUGGUAAGGUAGGUGCUAUCUUUGAAAUUCAGUGGGGUAGUUUCAGUUGGAAUGAGGUGUUAAGCUCUUUUAAACAAAGCUGUAGGAAUUGAUUAGUGAUUUCUUUUUGGUUACUACUGUUUGAUGCAGUCUCUUAGUGUCAAGAAAAUAACAGUCAAGUGAAAGAAAAAUCAUCAAGAAAAUGCAAAAUGUUUAGGACAAUAUAGAAGACUAAAUGCAAUUAAUUAAUUUAACAGAUACUAUCUUUGCCACUUCAGCUGGUUUUCUUUUUUUCUUUUUUUUUAUGAACAAAUAAAACUCUUUGACAUUCCUCAUGCCUAGAAUUUGAUCUGCUUUCUGAAAGUUGUAAUCUUACUGAGUUGUAAUCUGCCCUUGUUACCAUUAUAGCGUGUUCUCAGCUGGCCUAGAUCAUGUGUAGCUUUAUAGUCUGCUCCACAUUGCUCCUACUGGGAUCCCUCUGUCUCUUCUACUAUCACACAUUUAAUUCACUUCCUAUAUGUAAAUUUCCAUCCUGAAAAAAAAAGUGAUGCAGGAGACAUGGCCUGACUGUCUUCAGUGGUGGAUAUAGAAGUCAAGGAUCAAUAAUAAAUGGCUUCAAAUUGAUUUCUAGUAACUUUUGUGUAUGGAGACAAAUAUCCUAGUGUCUCUAAGGCUAAAGGUGCGCUGAACAAUGACUGGAGUGUUGGUCACUUUGUGGAGACCUUUGUUUUCUGCCUGGUGCCUAUGAUUCAGAUCUUGGAAGCUUGGCCUUCUUCAGGAGCUUUCUCUGUGAGCAGCUUGAAAGACUGAGUUCCUCUGCACAAGGCUGGGGACAUGGAUGUGAAAUGCAAGUGCAGAAGUAUCCGAGGCAUUCAGAGAUGUGCAGACAAAAUGUGAAAUGAAAUGUCUUAAUGAAAUCUGAAAGCUGUCAGGGGAGGAGAUGGUGCAAACCUGAUUUUGCACCUAUUUAUGGCAGUACCUGCAAUCUGGGUGGUGCUGCUGCCAGAGAGAAUUUGGUGCCAUUUCUGCAGAGUGCUGUGAGAAGUGUGUGCCCUUGCCUCUGCUUCCACCAAGCUCGGGCUGUUGCUGCACUUUCCCCCCAAGAACAUGACUAGCCGUACUGGAAAUGAGUCUGAGGGGUGCAGGAGGGGACAUCACUUGGCCAUAGAUGUGUGUCAGUGCUUGUUUUUGUCCAUGUGACACAUCCAUCUCAGGGUUCAUCUCAAGACCUGUCCAGGCAGAAAAACUACUCAACACUGGAAGAAAAGAAGUGACAGAAUAUCCAAGUGAAUGAAAAGCUGGGGAAAGGCAGUGGAAAAGCCUGGCAAACACAAUGGAAGUUUUUGUCCUUUUUUCUAAAGAAGGCAAGCGUAAUCCUUAUCCUUUAAUAUCCUUCUUUGUUUUACACCAGAAUUAGAAAAUCUUUUCCAUUUGUAUCAAUUAUCUGCAGGCUUUAACUCUGCUUUUGAAAAGCAUUUUUGCUAUGACAACCCUUAGUCUCAUGGUGAGCAGUGCUAGGAGAAACAGCUAACGCAAGGAUUUAGUCUUCCCCUGCAUGCAAUGUUUAAUCUUUCUAAUCUUUUAAUGUAAAUGUAUUUUUUGCCAUUUUGUAAAUUGACAAGAUUAGCACAGUUUCUUCCAAAACAGCAGUUGGCAAACAUAUUUUGCAUAAGUAUAACUAAAUUUUCAUCUAACUGAAUUCUCCAUAGUGACCAAUUCAUUGUUAAAGCACUGAAAGGUUAACACUUACUCACUGACUUUAACAACUCUUUUUAAGAACAGUUUGCAAAACUGUUUGUAGGUUUAAAAAAACUUUUGUUUAUUAAAAAUAUUACACUGUCUUGAAUAAUAAUAAUAAUAAUAACUCUAUGCAUUAUGUAAUUCAGUGAUAUUGCUCUUGAAAUUUUGCAUGUGUUCUAGAUGUUCUGACAUUUGUAUGUUUUUGUGGUACUUGUAAAAACCCUAACCAUUGCUGCUAUAAUCACCACCAUUUUAGGAAAGUGAAAAUUGUACUAUGAAGCUGUGCCAGGAUUUUUGUGUGUCAUACUAAAACUGCAUUCUGCUGAUCAUUUCUUAGUUUAUGCCAGUAUUUAGUGCCUUCUGUAGAAGGAAUCAAUAUGUUGUGGUAGAUGGGAUGUGCCAAAUUUCUAAUACCUUGCAUAGCUUAUCUAUCACUUACUACCUUGAAGCUUAAAAAAGAAGUAAAAGGGGAAAAAAAUUAACUCUCCAUCUUUCUUUCAAGUGUCUUCCAUUGAUUCUAAUUUGGAAAACCUUUAAUAGAGCUGAAAGAAAGCCAUGUUCUCCUGCCACACCUCCUGCAGCAGCAGUCUACCAACUGUGAGGGGUAUGAGGGAAUCUGUAACACCAUUGGUAAUGGAUCUAAUGAAUAGCAAGCCUGCUCAAGUAAUUUUGGAGCAUGCAAAAACACCAUUUAAUUAAAGCGGUCCUCUGAUUACCAUAAGAAACUCUUAGCUCUCAUAGCAGUUGUGAGCUGGCUCUUGUAAACAAGUGUCACCCUGGUCAAGUGGUGGAUUCCAGUCUCUGCUCUGCCUCUAUGGAAGCCACACAUUGCUGCCAAAUGAGACUUGGAUGAAAGUCAAGCCCAAGAUUUUUGGUCUUUUUCUUUCCAACUGCCCGCAUGGCAGACAUGCCCUGUAUAUCAAAAUUCUGACAUUGCAUUUUCAGUUCCUCUUCUACCCUCUGUGUAAAAUCUGGCAGUGUUGUAAAUGCGCACAAGCACAUGCAUUCGUUUUGAUCUUUGUAAGAUUCUGACAGGCUGAAAUUGUAUCAUACUGUACUCAUACAACAAACAGGCAAGAGGGAAAUGUGAGAUACCUCUGGUGGAUUUCCCAGCCACCAGGCAUGGUUCACUAUACCUAGGCUGGUCUUUAAUAUAAUAUUUCCAUCUCUGUUGAGACAUGAAGGCUGUCUUGAAAAGACUUUUCAAAUCAAAAUAACAAGUCAUGAGAAAACCUGCAUGACUGGGCAAAAUAAGAAUACAUUGAGUUCAUCCUUAGAAGUAUUGGUCUGAAGUAUCUGUCUCCAAGCAGGAAAACUGACAGCCCUUGUGAUGUAAAACACUUCCAAAAGUUAACAUUUAUGCCAAAUUUUUCAAUGUAGUUGUUUCUUUUGGUGAUACCCUGGACAUUUACAAAAGGCAAUAUUAAGGGAAGCAUACACAAUAUACUGAAAAUUAUCCAGUAUAGUAGGUUGCAAACUGGUUCACCAAAACCUUGAAUGAAUUCAAAACUCCAGCUGAAGAUUAAAACCUUUCACAAAUGAUAGAAUAUUGAAAAGCCUUUUGCAGCACCUCAGUUUCUAUCAGUUGGAGAAAAUAGGGCUCUCUUCAGAAAUUAUAGGUCCUGUAUUGUCCUUUAAAAACUGGAAGCUUCUUCAGACUUGCUUUACCAGAUGAGGAGCCAGCUGGGACUAGUUGCAGUGUGGUUCUCCAUUGUUUUGGUUGUCUAGUAGCCAUUUACACAUGAACAUGUGCUUCCACUAGUAAGAGUGAAGAGUUUUCACUCCACAGAACUCCUGCCUGCAUGGCCCUAAUAUUGAAUAUUCAAGGCAUGGUCUUUCAUCCUAUGUUUCUUCAAUGUAUGAGUAGAUCAGAGUCUCAGUGGUCUCACCAUUGCACUAAUUGUCUUACCAACUUGUCUUUCUAACUUCUAUGUGUUGGCCUAAUUUGCCAAAAAAACAGAUUUCAACACAGCAGCUGUUUUUUUCCCAUCUUCUUAUUUUCCAUAGUGAAGCUAGGAAUAUCUGCAUUAUCUCCAGCUUAGAUUUGAGUCAAAAAAGCCAUCAACAUACUUUAUUUCCAGGUUGCACACUGGAAAUGCAGUAAGAGUUCUAUAGGUGCAGACCUGAUCUAGCCUGCUGCCUAUGGCAUGUGAGUCUCUAGUUGAAUUUACUUGCUUUUCACCACAAUUAAUCAGUUUCAAGAUGCAGAUUAGAUUAUAUUAAUGGUGUGCUCAUUUAGAUACCACCUUCCAAUCACAGUGAUUCCUUCUGUGUACAUACUGUCAGUCCUGUAAUUGCAUUUUGUCUGAUGUGCAUUAUAUUGCAGGACCAGCUUUCCUUUUUCCUUUUAAAUAUAGCUUAGCCUAUGCUGCUGAAAGGAUCCAGGAAAGAAUUAUCUAUCCAAACCCCAGUGAAAUUUGGGACCUAGCUUUUUUUAGACCCCCUUGCAAGCCCCAGCUGUAAUCAGCUAUUUAAGGCAGAGAUUUUAGCAUGAGGAGUGCUGUGUAUCAUCAUCAUCAACUCUGAAUGCAGUUGCCUGUACACAGGGCACCUUCUUACACAGAUCCCUUGUUCUGGGAUUUGUGAGAUUAAAUGAACAGAAAUUUACUAGGGAGAAGUAAUAUUUUGAUGCAUUUAAUGCAUUAAGCUCUGCAAAUCUAGAAAUCUGGGGGGAAGGGGGAGAUUACUGGAUCAUUUUCUGAAAAUAUGAGUAACAUUGUCAAGUUUUUCAAUUAGUCCAUUUUCAAUUAACUGUUUGGCCCCGUUGUCCUCAAAUUACCCUAUUUCUGUGCUUGCACAGCAUCAGGAAAAAAACAAGCAAAAAGGUUUUGUGGCUGUAAACGAAGAAGGAUUUCAUAACCCACUUUGAACCUCAGGUCCCCAGUGGUGUUUCCAUGGCUGGUAAUUCUUUUACUCAUCAACUGGAUAAGUUUUGACCCAUGUGAAUGUCAUAUUGCCAUGCCUGCAGCACAUUUUUAAGUAGCAAACUUCAUACAUGGUAAGCUCCUUCACUGGUGAAGAUCGAUAUGGUCAACAAUGUUGUCUGUCACUUGUGUCAGUUAAAUUUUUUGUUGUUGUUGUUGUUGUGAUGUAUUUUUCUUCUUCAAGACACUCCACUGUUUGUUAAUGGGGAUAGAGUGAACAAAUGUGUAUUGUACUGUUGUCUGCCACAAUGUCUUGAAAAAUAUUCUUUAAGUAUUUGAGUACAGAAGUGCCCUCAAUAAGAAGAAAAUAAAGACCAAGAGGGUUUUUUUUAAGGUAGUAUUUAUGAGUUUUCUCUCCUGCUUAGUUCUCAGAUAGUUAGGCUUCUGAAAAUAAUGAAUUCUGUUUGUGCUAAUUGGAGUAUGACAUUCACUGUUACUGGUCUGUAAAUUCCAGAGAUAUUCAGAUCUUUAUUGCACUUCACCUCCAUUUUUGUUCUCUCACGAUAAUCUUUAAGAAGUCUGAUUCUGCUGCAUUAGAGAUUGGUUUCAGUGUCUGUACAAUGUUUGCUACUAUUGUAGUGUGACUUUGUAUUUUUGAUUUUUAAAAUUUGUAUUGGUACAGCCUUAACUUACAGAAAUAAAGACCAUUUAAAAUAAAUCAAAAUAGUCAUUGAUGUCUGUGGUAAGUGCAUGCUUUAUUCACAGUAUUUUGUCUGUAAUUAGGUGUAGCAACCAAGUCUUAUGUAUUUAAUAAAUUGUUUUCUGCAAAGUU